AUGCGGUUGGAAGUGAUCUUGGUGAAUUUUCUGAUAUACUCUGUAGGAAAGGUAUCAAGUUUUGUUAAUUUGGCACAUACACCUGCUCAGUCACUACAGGGAACUGCGUCUUGGAAUGUUGUUCCUCAUGGCACCACCGACUGGACUGCUGAGAAAGCGGUAGAUGGUAAUACGAAUCAAACGUACCUUCCUACUUGUGCAAUUGCAGCCUACGCUAAUAAUUAUAGAUCAGUAUGGUGGAAAGUGUGGUUAAACAGAAAAUUCAAUAUAGCAUAUUUGGAUGUCUACCUGCGAGAUGGAACGACGGGUCGGGCAACUGGUUUUUCCAUAUAUAUCUACGAUGACGUAUCCUAUGAGCCUCCUACUGGAGACACAGGGAGACUUGUGCAUCACCACAAUCCUAUGUCAGGAUGUCCAGCGUCUCUCCAGAACGUCACCGUAAAUAAAAUAGCUCAAGGAGUAGCCUUCUUUAACGAAAGACCAGAUGGAUUUACCUCAGGUUGUUCAGAAACAGACUCAAUAAAGACCUCAAUUGAAAUAUGCGAAGUAAGAGUGAUGGGUUGUGAUCAAAUUAGAUAUCAUUUUGGAUGCAUUAAGCUAUGCAGCACUAAAUGUAAGGACAAACAUUGUGAUGCUUUUAACGGAUCAUGUAUUCAUGGUUGUUCUGAUCCUGGUGCUGUGUCCAUAGAUUGUAUAUUAUGUGAUGACGGGACUUAUGCUUUUAAUGAUCGAUGCGAACCAUGUGGCCACUGUCAGGUGGGCACGGUGUGUGACAAAGGAACGGGAAGAUGUCCAUCUGGGUGUAAAGAACACUGGAGCGGGGACCUUUGUAAAGAAUGUGCUGACGGUUACUAUGGCCAGAAUUGUAGUUCGAUAUGUGGUAAUUGUCUAGGAGGUCGUUGUGACAAGGAAAACGGAAGUUGUUUAUCUGGUUGCCAACAAAACUGGAAAGAGCCUUUAUGUCAAGAAUGUGUGGACGGUUAUUAUGACCAGACUUGUAGUACCCAGUGUGGAAAUUGUCGAGAGGGAUAUUGCGACAAGAAAAACGGAAGUUGUUCAUCAGGCUGCAAACUUAACUGGAAAGAGCCUUUAUGUCAAGAAUGUGUUGACGGUUACUAUGACCAGAAUUGCAGUAGUCAAUGUGGGAAGUGUCGAGAAGGAUUUUGUAAUAAAACAACUGGAUAUUGUUUGUCUGGUUGUAAACCUAACUGGAAAGAGCCAUUAUGUCAAGAAUGUGUUGAUGGAUAUUACGAUCAGAAUUGCAGUACCCCAUGUGGAAAUUGUCUAGAAGGAUUUUGUGACAAGAAAAAUGGAUCUUGUCCAUUUGGUUGCAAUGGAAACUGGAGUGAACCAUUAUGCCAAGAAUGUAUUGACGGAUUUUAUGACCAGAUUUGUAGUACUCAGUGUGGUGAAUGCCGAAGUAAAUUUUGUGACAAGAACAAUGGAAGCUGUUUAAAUGGUUGCAAAACAAACUGGAAGGAACCUUUAUGUCAAGAAUGUAGGGACGGAAUGUAUGACCAGAAUUGCAAUAGCAAGUGUGGACAUUGUCGAGAAGGAUUUUGUGAAAAGAAAAACGGAUCCUGUCUAACUGGCUGCAAACAGAACUGGAAAGAACCUCUCUGUCAAGAGUGUGUUGAUGGAAAUUAUCACGGGGACUGCAGCAGACAGUGUGGACACUGUCUUACAGGAGUUUGUGACAAGACUAGUGGAGCCUGUUUGAAUGGAUGUUCACCACACUGGCAGGAGCCUUUGUGUCAAGAGUGCACUAACGGAUCUUAUGGCGAAAACUGCAGUACACAGUGCCAAAAUUGUCUUGGAGAUUUUUGUGACAAGAAAAACGGAUCCUGUUUGACUGGUUGCAAAACAAACUGGCAUGGGCCCUUAUGUAAAGAUGCAAUACAACAGGAGGAGGAAAAUAAUACCGCCAUCAUCGGAGGGACUAUUCCAGCCGUUAUAAUUGCAGUUUUAGCUGGAGUUCUGUUAUUAAUAAUUUACAGACGGCACAAAAACAAUGGUGGUAAAGAGGGUCUCGUGGAAAAUGAUAAACAUCUAGGAUUCAGUGGCAAUAGCGGAAAAGACAAUGAAACAGAGUUUUUUGAUGGAGCCUGCAAUCCUGGGACGGACCAAACAGAUGACAAUGGAUAUUACAAUACAUUUGAAUUCAUUACGAAUAUUGAGAUAGGAGAUCUACGGAACGUUAUUAAGGAAAAGAGCACAGGAGAGAAUAACCAAUUUGUUCAAGAAUACAAGCGCCUUCCUCCUGCCAACUUAAACGCUUGUCAAAGUGCCAAGAAGACGGAAAACAUGACAAAGAACCGGUUCAAAACAACGUUUCCUUGUAAGACAAUAGUUACCUCUACAU
This is a messenger RNA of Saccostrea cuccullata (small rock oyster), 2362 nucleotides long. Its product is annotated as platelet endothelial aggregation receptor 1-like. NCBI's taxonomy places the organism in Eukaryota, Metazoa, Mollusca, Bivalvia, Ostreida, Ostreidae. Gene Ontology annotation, molecular function: scavenger receptor activity. The record is from RefSeq and is a predicted model, not a curated record. The annotation marks the transcript as partial. The transcript has 17 exons.